Molecule: messenger RNA, 1778 nt
Organism: Armigeres subalbatus
Lineage: Eukaryota; Metazoa; Arthropoda; Insecta; Diptera; Culicidae
Gene: Task6
Product: two pore potassium channel protein sup-9
Exons: 5
Coding region: 491-1612 (373 amino acids)
Biological process (GO): potassium ion transmembrane transport; stabilization of membrane potential
Cellular component (GO): plasma membrane
Molecular function (GO): potassium ion leak channel activity; outward rectifier potassium channel activity
Source: RefSeq, a predicted model, not a curated record
AAUCUCGCGCCAAACCAGUAUUCUCGCAUUACUGCAUAUCCCGACCACGAACCACCGGAAAACGUCAAACCGAUGACGUUUUCAUCCUUCGGGAAUGUCCUUUCUGUCAGAAGAUGAAAAAACGGGGACGAAAAAAAUCGAUCGAAAAUUUAUCAUCGAGGAAGUAGUGUGGUGGCCCAGCGACGUCCACUCGUGUGCCAAAUCUGUGUCCCCUGGUGGUGCCAAAUCUGGUCCUCUGGUGUCCCCAAUAGCAAUCUGCCAAAAUGCCUAGCUAAAACCGGAACCAUCUUAGCCCGGAAGAACGCCGCGAAGGAUAUUGAAUGCAAGGAAUUUGCCUUCGUUUUCUAGCGAGUACCUACGAGCACCUGCCAUUUAAUAUCACUAACUUCGAGUUUGUUUAGCAUCAUCGCUCUUUUUUUUUACACCUAAUCCAUUUCCAUAAACUGUCGAAGCCUGCUCUGCAAUUAAUAGCUGUUAGAUAGCGUAAGCAAUGAAGAAGCAAAAUGUCCGGACCAUUUCACUGAUUGUGUGUACCUUCACCUAUUUGCUAAUUGGCGCUGCCGUGUUUGAUGCCCUCGAGUCGGAAACGGAGAAGAAGCGGUGGAAGGCCCUCAGUGCAAUAGAGAAUGUACUUAUUUCACGGUACAACAUAUCGGCGGAGGACUUCAAAGUGAUUGAAACCGUCAUCAUGAAGUCGGAGCCUCACAAAGCUGGUCAACAGUGGAAGUUCUCCGGCGCCUUCUACUAUGCUACCACUGUAUUGACAACCAUCGGUUAUGGCCAUUCGACCCCGUCGACAGUCAGUGGGAAAAUUUUCACCAUGUGCUACGCUGCCAUAGGGAUUCCGCUGGGGCUUGUCAUGUUCCAGAGCAUAGGUGAACGCGUCAACAGGUUAAGCAGCGUGAUCGUCCAUGCGGUGAAGACUUCGUUCAACUGCAAGAAGGCGAUUGCAUCUGAAGUCGAUUUGAUAUUGGUGGUCACCACCUUGAGUUCUUUAACCAUAGCAGGAGGAGCUGCGGCUUUCAGCAAGUUCGAGAACUGGUCUUAUUUUGACUCCGUGUACUAUUGCUUCAUUACCCUAACAACUAUUGGUUUUGGGGACAUGGUAGCCCUCCAGAAGGACAACGCUCUCAACCAGAAACCGGAGUACGUUGCGUUUGCGUUGAUUUUCAUUCUGUUUGGUCUUGCAGUGGUCGCUGCCUCAUUGAAUUUAUUGGUGCUUCGCUUUGUCACCAUGAACACAGAGGAUGAGAAACGGGAUGAGGCACAGGCCAUUCAGGCUCUACAAAUAGCCGUGAAACUGGACGGGGACAUAAUAACUGGCAACUCGAGUGACACGGAUCGCCGGUGCUACGAACGAAUAUCCGUGUCGGGACCAAGUCGACCCAACUGCGGAACAUGUCCACGGAAGUUCGACAAUCCGGAUACGAGCAUCGGAUACAUUAUGGAUGCCAGUUAUCGUUAUCCUCUGGUGGACUGUGAAAUGGCCGAACUUCGAUCGCCUAAUACGCCGGGGUACAACGUGUACGAACUGGAAACCGAUGACGAGGGAGGAUUGAUUGCACCGCUGCGUUAUGAUUUCCAACCCAGCCGGGGAAGAGCUUCUGUUUAGUCAAGGUUGACAGUGGCUGAAAUGCGUUAGAAAUGCCAAAUCUUUUGUAGAUUUAACUACUGUAAGUUAUGUCAUUUUCGGGGUCUAAAUUUUUAAAUUUAAUACAAAUGUCGGAUUUUAGGAUAAGAUUGGGAGCAAUCGGGUAAUAAUGACAACUUGAAACAAA